Messenger RNA from Suillus subaureus, 4608 nucleotides. RefSeq lists its product as uncharacterized. The transcript has 26 exons. Bases 144 to 4523 code for a protein of 1459 amino acids. Lineage: Eukaryota; Fungi; Basidiomycota; Agaricomycetes; Boletales; Suillaceae. Gene Ontology annotation, molecular function: guanyl-nucleotide exchange factor activity. The record is from RefSeq and is a predicted model, not a curated record. Gene Ontology annotation, biological process: regulation of ARF protein signal transduction.
UCUUCGUUUGUUCUUCCCCAACAUUCAGCGCUCAGCGCUUAGCUCAGGUACUAGACUGUCGUCUGCAACAGAUAUUUUGCUACUGAGGCGUACCCUAACCUUCCGGGUCGGACACGGCCAACAAACUACCAUUCUGCCCGGGCAUGGAGAAUGAUCCAGGGUCGGUCGCUGAACAACGCGCCAAUGCGGUCGCGAAGCUCAAACGCGCUGCAUCUUUACCACGACUGAAAAAUGGGAGGCGGCCCCAGAUGCACAAUGAAGUUGUUAGCGAAGGCGAGAAAACCCUGCAUGACGACGUCCAGGAUCAAUCGCAGGACACGCCCCCCGAGUGCGUCUCUAAUAUUGACUACAAGCCGAAUGUACAGCCCGAAGAGAACCCAGGCACACCUGAGCCCUCGAACGUAACCCGCAAACGCCGCUCACGCUCACGUUCUAGGGGUUCUAAGGAUCUCAGAAAGUUCAAGCCUCCCCAGUCUCCUUUGCCAACGUCUGUUACGCCGAGCAACGAUUCUUCACCUGACGAUUCACCUCCCUCGCGAGGUGAAUACCUUCCGCACUCGAUUCUCGCACCAAUACCCUCCCAUCUCAAUCCGUUACCCACUUCUCCGUUCAUCUUACCUGGUUUCUUGACACCAGAGAGCCCCUUUCUACCUUCUGGUGCUUCUUCUCCUGUCCCAAGAUUUCCCACAUUGGAGGCUCUGGUAUCUCAUCAAGGGCUUCAACGAUCGAAUAGUGCAGGUGCAGCCCGCAUGCUUACUUUACAGAGCACAUUACAAAAGCUCACGGGUGGCACGGAAUUAAUGGAUUCGACAUUUUCAUCCCCGGCAGUAUCUCCUCCGCCUUCUGGUACUAAACUCGGUCGGAACAAUACUGUGUCUGGUGGGGAAAGUAGCGAACGUAGCACUGCUCGAAGGCUUAUGAUGGCUCAACUGAACAAGAGGAUGAUAAAGGAGACGGAUAUAGAGGAGGAGGAAGAUCCUCGACCGUUUAGCCCCUCAAAGCGACGUCAAAGACGACGUUCAAAACGUCAGUCCGCUAAUCCUCCUGUGGUGUCAACCACAGAUGAAUCCGAUCUUGUUUCGACCACCAAUACCACGCCAAACCGUUCCAACACUCCUCAACUUCAACCCGGGGAAUUAGCCCCCAACAUCCAGCGUACAUCUUCCACCACCCCCAUACCCCCGAUACCAAUUUAUCCUCCUGUAACCCCAAGCAUCAACCUCAACGAAACCAUCAACUCCAGCCGUCAAUCCACCCCCGUGCGAGCUGUGCCACCCUCUCACUUUGAUCACGCGGCCAAAAAAAGACGGGAGAGUGUUCUGAUAGAGGAUCCAGAUGACGAGGACCGGAUUCCCCCGCAGUCAACGUAUUAUGGAUUACCAGGCGCUCCGAGUCGGCCAUCUCCUAGCAUUUCCCCUCGCCUUCCUUAUUCAUCAGAUGUCUCCACUGACUCAGCCUUUCCUGAUGCAACGAGUGUGCCAGUAUUCCUGGCCCCCCAUCUUGAGAGGACUCCGUCUCGGCAAGCCAGAUUCCCAUCUAGUCCCUUCGCGAGACCUCAUAAAGAGAUAUCGUUAUCAUCCGACCAGGAGGAGGAACGCGAUCAGGAGGAGGAAGAAUUUUUCCCAACAGAAGCUUUUCGACGGUCUCCAUAUCAUGAUGGUCUUAACCGAGAAAUCAGUUGGGUGGCAGAGCCAGUGCCGGAAACUCCCAUGCCUGUGCAUGAAGAGACAGAAGAGGAAGAGGAUGACGAACCGCUGCAGGAUGAGCCGUCCCAACAAAUCACCGAAGAUGAAGAUGACCAUCCGCCUCCGGAUUCGCCUAGAGAAGGGUUUAAUAACCAGAUCGAGGAACCGUCAUCUCGCGCAUCUUCUGAUUCAAAGGAACUUGUUGUGGAAUUAGAGACAUCUCCCUUGCCUACGCCCGCACUCACUUCGCCGACGCCUUCCUCAUUUGCCAACCUGCCUAACACCACUUCCAUGGUCCGCAACAGCGAUGAAUCGGAUUCCCAACAGUACCCUCAGCGGCUUUCGGUAGCUAUUCGCAUGCACAGUGAUAAAUCUCCGGUGGCAACUGAGCCUGAGUCGACUGAUCCCCAGACAGUCCGGGCAGAGACUCCCUCCAGGCGCGAAGGUAGCACAUGGAGCAAGAUCGUCCAUACUUUGACGAGGAGCGCUUCAAGUAGCGGACGUCCGAGAAGACAGUACACUGACUCCAGUAUCAGCCGGGAGAGUGGAGCGAGUCUUCCAAGCCCGAAAAUCGAUAAGAACGACAGCAUCACAUCGACUUCGGUUCAUUCAUUGGUCCAAACCGCUCCUCCCAGCAACGGAGUAUCACCUUACACACACGAAAAACUUAUGCCUUUCCCUGGGAUCAAGAAGCUGCAAGAACAAUGGAACCACCGUCAACCCCUCUUUUCGUCUACUCCUGAUAUCAUUCUUUCUUCCAGUAAUACCCCUUCCAAUUCUCCCGAGAUAAACGGGGAUAGGAAGUUAUCACACCAGGCAUCAGACACCCAUCUGUUACAUAUCUACAAGGCUCAAGCACCACAACUUUCUGCGUCUGCAUCUACAUCCUCUCAUGACCACUACCAGCAUGGCAGUCCCCACUCGCCGUCUCCCAUCAUGCUGAAGUCCCUUCCAACAAACCGAGAUGGGUUGUUCCCUCAGCCUUCACAGUCGCCGGUAGGCAACUCGCCUCCAACGCCUAUAGCGUCGAAGAAGCCAUCGCUAUCUGACCUAUUCCGAUUGCGGAAGGAGAAUGAUUUGUCUGCCGAGCUCCAGGAUGAAUGGGUUGAUCUGAAGAAGGCCAAUGGUGAAUUCUCCCCAACCAGUCCAAAUGGCAGCUUUAUCCCCAGCAAGAUCGCUAGGCCUAAUAGCCAGCCGUGCUCUGCUACAGAUAUCUCUCUAAUACCCCUCACCCCGGCAACCCCUUCUCCCCCUGAAUUUCCAUCGUCUACCACGCCUGAGCCUUGGUCUUCACUGUCCGACUAUCCCCAUCCCACAACAUCCGAGUCUUCUUCUUACCCUGCAAAAGGUGGCAUAUUAAGCCCGGUAUGGCUAACUGCCAUUGAUGAGCCUCCGCGAAGGUUUCUACGAUGCUCUCCAGUCUUCCAAGUCGAUCGCUUCCUCUUCCUGUUCAACGACAUUCUCGAUUCCGAUACGUUCCUCGAGGUGACGAAACCUAAUCCUGCUGAUCGGAAGUUUACCGUCAAGAAUGUGGUAUUGCUACGACAACUAUGCUUCACCAGCGAGCCCAUCCCAAGAACUCCUGCAUUCUCCAUAGACCCGGAUAGUGCAGUCGCGUUGCUCUUCAGCAGCUCGGAUCAUCGUGACGAUCCUGCACUUGCGCAACUUCUGUUCAGAACUCCACAUAUUGACAGGGUGCAGCUCGGUGAUUUUCUGUCGCGGCGUACAAGCCGUGUUGUGCUCAAGCAUUACCUUGACGCUUUCGGGUUUAUUGGAAUAAGAUCUAUUCACAUUCCGGAGCGGAGUAGCCACGGUUCAUUCGCGAAUCGGUGGUAUGAGGCUAAUGCAGUUCACAUUUCUUACGACAAAGAUUUGGCCUACCGCUUCACGAGAGCCAUCGUGCAGCUGAAUGACCCGGACUUCCUUGAAGCCUUCCGACGUCAUGACAAUCGCUUAUCUGACGAGUUAUUGGGGGAUCGCCUGUGCCAAGCGCGCAACCCAACGUCUGGCGGCCCCCCAGAGAUCACUGUCACUUUCAAACGCCCACUUCCUCCGCGACUCACCUACCGGGUUCAGUCAGAGCCAGUCUUCAGUAUUGAGUUGUUUGGGCACGAUCUGUCGGCGGAAGCUUCCUUCCGGGUGACGGGGCGCUUCUUUUGGACUGAAAACGAUAGUUACACCAUAGCAGUGGAGCGUGCUUUCAUGCGCAAUACCUUUCAGGUGGCAUUUUUGGACCACAAUGGGGCCAAGCGCAAAUAUAUGUUCAGUGUCACUGACCCUGUUGUUCGUCACGAGUGGGCAGUUUCGCUCAAACGGGAAAUCGAUGCCUCUGUCGCAGCCAGUGAUCAUCCAUACGGCAUAAACUGGCCGUCCCCGCAGACAGCUCGCUUUUAUAAAGCAUCGUACAACAUGUCAUUCAAGGUGUUGCAAGAUACCCUACUCAAGCUAUCAGCUUUCCUGGGCAAUACCAAUCCCUUUCCCUCUAAAGUUGACCAUGCACUCGCGCGCCUCACCUCAUCCGGCCUUCAUACCCGUGACCAAUCUAAAACCUCUGUUCGACUCGGUGUGAACCGUCCUUCGGAGCCAGUGCGCUCGAAGUCUCGGAGCAAGAUGUACCACCGCCAUGGACCGGGAAAGAUGGAGUCGGAAGGCAAUACCCUCAGCUUCCCUCUCGAGAGCAGCGAUGAUGGCGGAGAUGAUCCUGACACGCAACUCAGAUCGGAUGAUCAAUACUGGUCAGGAAAAGAUUUAGCGAUGUACUGCAAGCAAAAUAGCUCUAUCGCCCUUUUGCUGGCAUACCUACAAGUCAGCACACCAGAUGUUAACGGCUCACAAUGACAGUCCUGUUCCGGUGAGACUUUCGUUUUGUAGUAUAUGCCAACAGCUAAAACUUUGUCCUAGUGUCUUGUGUUUGUUCUCGGUC